AUGCUAAAAUUCGCUAGACCACAAAUCACUAGAAACCUGGCAUGUUUACGAAGCAGUUUUACAACCACUUCACGCCUGGGCACAUACAAGGAAUGGAAACAGCUGAGUGACGAUGAUAAGCGGAACUUUAUCCACAGCUACGUGAGUUUUUACAAGGAGAAACAUCCUUGUAGCAAGAGCAAUGUCAUGUAUCGUUCACUGGCGGAGGGAAUGGACGAACAUGGAGAUAUCCCCUAUGUGUUCGGCAUCCUUUACAAUGAAAUCAGAUCUGUUACUCUCGGCGAGUCGACUGAGAACAAGCGUGGCCAGGGAAUACUGGGCGACCCCGGCUUGCAAUCGCUGUUGAAAUGA
This is a messenger RNA of Torulaspora globosa, 351 nucleotides long. RefSeq lists its product as uncharacterized. The coding region runs from base 1 to 351 and encodes 116 amino acids. NCBI's taxonomy places the organism in Eukaryota, Fungi, Ascomycota, Saccharomycetes, Saccharomycetales, Saccharomycetaceae. The record is from RefSeq and is a predicted model, not a curated record. The transcript has a single exon.